Molecule: messenger RNA, 11246 nt
Organism: Pocillopora meandrina
Lineage: Eukaryota; Metazoa; Cnidaria; Anthozoa; Scleractinia; Pocilloporidae
Source: the annotation of a GenBank genome assembly
UACAACCCAAAGACUCACAAAUGCUGCAUCUACGGAAUACUGCGUAAGGUGGUUUCGAGAUAUGCAUCUUGCCCUCGUCCUCCCCCGAAGUGUGGUCUGCGUCCCUACAACCCAAAGACCCACAAAUGCUGCAUCCGCGGAAUACAGCGUAACGUCGUUCCGAGAUAUGUAUCCUGCCCUCGUUUUCCCCGAAGUGUGGUCUGCGUCCUUACAACCCAAGUACCCACAAAUGCUGCAUCUACGGAAUACAGCGUAACGUCGUUUCGAGAUAUGCAUCUUGCCCUCAUCGUCCCCCGAAGUGUGGUCUGCGUCCUUACAACCCAAGGACCCACAAAUGCUGCAUCUACGGAAUACAGCGUAACGUCGUUUCGAGAUAUGCAUCUUGCCCUCAUCGUCCCCCGAAGUGUGGUCUGCGUCCUUACAACCCAAGGACCCACAAAUGCUGCAUCUACGGAAUACAGCGUAACGUCGUUUCGAGAUAUGCAUCUUGCCCUCGUCCUCCCCCGAAGUGUGGUCUGCGUCAAUACAACCCAAAGACCCACAAAUGCUGCAUCCGCGGAAUACUGCGAAACGUCGUUCCGAGAUAUGCAUCCUGCCCUCAUCCUCCCCCGAAGUGUGGUCUGCGUCCUUACAACCCAAGGACCCACAAAUGCUGCAUCUACGGAAUACAGCGUAACGUCGUUUUGAGAUAUGCAUCUUGCCCUCGUCCUCCCCCGAAGUGUGGUCUGCGUCCCUACAACCCAAAGACCCACAAAUGCUGCAUCCGCGGAAUACUGCGUAACGUCGUUCCGAGAUAUGCAUCCUGCCCUCGUCCUCCCCCGAAGUGUGGUCUGCGUCCUUACAACCCAAGGACCCACAAAUGCUGCAUCUACGGAAUACAGCGUAACGUCGUUUCGAGAUAUGCAUCUUGCCCUCUUCCUCCCCCGAAGUGUGGUCUGCGUCCAUACAACCCAAGGACCCACAAAUGCUGCAUCUACGGAAUACUGCGUAAAAUCGUUUCGAGAUACGCAUCUUGUCCUCGUACUCUCCCGAAGUGUGGUCUGCGUCCCUACAACCCGAAGACCCAGAAAUGUUGUGAUCGUCGAAUAAUUGUUUCCAUAUAUGGUAGUUGCCCUCUGAAGUACUAGUGGUUUCUUAACAUCCAGUGAUCUACAAGCUACCUUGACCAGAAAGUCAACGAAUUUUUCCUCGUGAGAGUUUACAUAAAAAGUAACAAUAUGGGUAAAGCUGCAAUACUAAAAGUAAAACUUAUGAGCAAUUAAUAUGCUAAUCUAACGACGAUGCUCAUGUUAAAGACAUUUAUGUAAUGUUCGAUUGAAAUAAACUUAAAUGCUUUCCUCAUUAAUGUGUUGUUGCUGUCAUAGAAAUGAGGGGUUUCCCCAUCAAAUUUUGCUUGCACAAUUUCCCUAGAAUCCUUCCUUCGUCUCGUUACUCACGUCAUUUCGUUUUUACAUGCAGCUCUGAAUUUGUAGCUGCCUUAAGGUAUAGCUCUCCCGUGUCUAUAAGCGUGUGAACAUUAAAUGGCCGAGAAAUUAACCUCAGCACUAUCCUGAUAGAGAUCACUAACCUGGUUCUAGUCCUUCUCUUCUGGCCCUUUGUUAGCGAGCAAAGACAAGUUAUGCUAUGAACUGAACAUGGCUGAACACAGUUUUGAGUGCGUCGUGGUUUUCACAAUUGGUGGGAGACAUCGUGCUAAGAGUCAAACAAUAAAAAAAAAUAUCCCUUACACAAGAAUGACUCAAUUUUAGUUUUAUGUGGGUUGUUUUUCCUUGAAAACUAUAUAUAUAUCAAUCUGAAGCUUAAAAAUGUAGAAUCAGAAGAAAUGAUUACCUUGAAGAAUAAACUGCACAGUGGAAAUCAGCGGUUGAUGGAGUGCGAAAACGUGCGAGGCUUUUUCAACAUUCCGAUCGGUUUUCGAGGAAAUCAUCAUUGAACACGGCAAAAGGAGAAGUAUUUGCACACCAGGAGCCAUCGCGGUCAAACCGCCACCUAAUAAAACACGAGCUUCAGAGCUUCGGACUCCUAAAGAUUCUAAAUAAAAAUAGCAUUUUGUGAUUCGAGGAAGGUGUGUUAUGUGCAGUCAACUCUCAAGUCGUAAAAGGGAAAGAGAGGUCUAAGAAAAAGGUCCUGAGAGUGGAAUAGCGAAAAUAAAAAAAAAAUUGAAAAAAAAGUGCUAACCAGCGUAAGAGCAGAGAAGAAGGAAAAACUAAAGGCGAAAUCAGCGGCCAAAUCGAUAAACCGGCGAUCCCAAAUACAACAAAACGUGGCGAUGAAUUUACUCGGGUCUCUAAAAGGUUUUUUUAUCCGCCGUCAAACCUCUUUCAACAAAAUAUACAUAUCAUUGUAACUGGAGUCCCUUUGAUAAACUUUUUCGCGAAAAAGUAGAGGAGCAGCUUACCCUCAAUGUCCUUAAGGUGACAAAAACAACUUUUAGCUAUAUAUUAAUUAAUCUCAAGAACAGUUUUUCUUCGACAUCUCACUAACAUUUAGUGAUCUUAAAUUAUUUUUCCACAAAACUGCAAAGAAAUAUUUUAGCUGGAGAAUGAGUGAAGACAGUUUUUCUCGCAAAAUUCGGCCCCUGAAGGUCUGUAAAAUCUUAACGCGAUCAUUUAGGGUCCUACAUUGAGAUUGUCUCGCGGGGUCAGUUUUAAGGAUCAUUCGUGUUCAGGGAUCAUUUGCAGUCCUGUGAUGCUUAACAGAGCGGCAUGGUACAACUUCCAUGUUAUCUAUCGCCACGGAAAACCUUUCUUCCUCUACACUCCAAUAUCAGUAUGUAUAUUCUCCAUAUUGUUCUUUUUACAUUUCCUGGUGAAGGUGAAGACAAAGAGAAUUUGUUUAAAAAUGAAGAGCCUCUUUGGUCUUGAGUUAAUUUACUUUAUUUUCGUGACUUUAAUGUCUGACUUAGGGGUGAUACUGUAAGGAGAAAUUAGAUGCCAGUCACUCCUCAAAGGGUCAAUGAGUCAAUUACUUGGAGUUUUUAAUUUUGAAACUAGAGUCUCAGUGAGCAGUGAAGAGACGUGUCUGACCAUCAUAGAAAACUACAAAGUGACAGCACUGGAAACGUCUCUUAAAUUUAAAAUGCUAGUAAAUUGUCUAGUCAAACGGGAGAACAACUAUAUCAGUGGUGUCAAGUAUGAUUUGAUUUUGCAAUCGUUCACUAAAACAUUAUUGAUCAUGUAAUAAGGAGAACGUGAUGUUCCUUUGAAUAUAUAUCAAGUCUAAUAUCAGUGAGUGUUAGUUUUAACUUUUCUCGGCGGAUAUUAGCUGCUUUUGUCGACCUUGUCCAAUAUAAACUUUGCAAGCUUGUGACGUGAGCAAUAAUGCUAAACACCGGUUGAGUGUAGUACGGAACUCUUGGUCUUGUUCUGUAGAACUGAAGCAUAAGUGCAUGAAAUUUCUUCUUCUGCUCGCAUGGAUUGUAGAAUCGAAUCGAAACUGCUGUGAUUGUAUAAAUUUAUGCUUCACUAAUUUAAUUAAAAGUUACCACCUAAAUGAACGAUAAGCCAGAGGUUUAGAUUACCGACUGAAAAAAAAAAAGAGCAAAUCAGUCGACGACUGUAAUAUGUCAUUUGAUGAUGAGGGAGGGAACUUGAUUUAAUAUUUGAUAAUUUCUUCCGCUUUAAUUUGUUUCUUAGUCAAAAAUCUGCCGAUUUUAUGUGUUAAUGAAAUGAUAUACAAAGGGAGAACAUCAGGGGACAAAGAAAGGGCUUUUUGUCCAUGUUUAAGGCGGGCAUGUCAAGACUUUAAAAGUACUAUUUAUAGAUAAACUAUUAUCUGAGACGCUCGCAGGAAAGAAUUAUGGAAGCUUUGUAAUGGUGGAUAGCCUUGAGAUCAGUUUUAUCGAUGCAGACAACUUCAGAAAAUGAGGGAAAUCGUUUUUCUUGCGCGAAAGAUCUAAGUGCAGAAGUCUGAGAAACAUGCAGACGUUUGUUUCCUGAUUAAAACUAAUAAUACAUUUAGCGAAAUCGACAUAUCCCAACCAACGCCCUGACUCUCCUUCCCAAGCCUUCUCGUUCUGUUGUAUACAGAUUUGUUAUGAGCUUAACCUCUGGACUCAAAAUGUUUGCAGAAACAAAGAGGCAGAUAGGUCAAAAGUGAGGAUAACAUAGAGCAUAACCUGUAAACUCGAGGAGGUUAAUUCAAAUAAAGAAGCAAAGUGGUCGAGAGAGAAUAUAACCUGUAAACUCAAGAGGUUCGUUCAAACAAAGAGACAGAUUGGUAAGAAUGUUGAUUAAAAUGACAACACAUUUGAAAGAAAAUCUUCAUACAGGAAGGGAAUAUAGUUUCAUUAAAAGUAUUUUUUAACAGUUUGAGUAGCUUUGGUUUAAAAUAGGUCAGCAUUAAAUCGGCUAUAUUUCUACUAGUUUAUUUAAAAGGAGUAGAACAUACUUAAUGGCCGCAUUCAAUCUACACAAACUAUUAAAUAGGCAUACAAAAUUAAGUUAGUUAACUUAAUUAAGUUAAUUGAUUUGAACAAUGGUGUUUGGGGAAGCUGUAGACCUGUUGUCUGGUGGCCUAGUUUGAGGCUUCCCCGAGGAAAUACCCUCUGUCCUUUGAACUUUCUCAGCUCAGUUGCAAAAGUGGUAUUGUCUGGCACAACUGUCGGUUUUCUGUCUUGAAGACCUCCCCUGAGUUUUUAUCACGUCUAAUGACGCAGUCUAUUGAUGGCUUUGCUUAACGAUUUGCCUGAUAAACAUUCGACACUAUUAUCGUAAUUACCAGUACUAUAUUUUACUUCACAGCUCUUUCGUUUAAUUUAGAACUUCAGGAAAAGAAAGGAAAAAUCCGGUGCCGUCUCCAAACCUUAAGAGGAAGAUAAUGUAAGCAAAGAAAUAAUUUUGAAGAGAAAAGCCAUCUUAACGAAAUCUGUUUUUUUUUAAUUUUUUUGUUUUUGUUUUCUAAAAGAUAAUUUGAAUCCCUCAAUAUAGAUUCUUUUACUAGGAACCGCCUACCGUAGUGCUGGGGAGGAUUCAAUUCCAACGGUCGUUUCUUCGACAGAUUUUAACUUUGAGUGACUUUUAAUACAGUUAAUACAGUACCCUUCAAUACACCAUAUGCUACCCUACACAUCAGUUGUCGGGUCAAACCAUGCGGCUACUUCAAUACGCUAAAAUAUUACCAAGAAAAUGCGGAUAUAUGAAUACACAUGCUCAGUAAAGGAAGUGCCAAACUGAAAUUGCAUUAAACUCAUGAUCAUGGAUGUUUUCAGAGGUUGAUGUCUAUAUGGAGAUGUACAUAUAUACUGUGAAACAAAGUUACGAUGAUUGAAAUUCGCCUUAAUUGUUAUUUUCCAAAAACUUGACCCAAACUCCUCAAGGCGUAGUGACACACGUCUUACCAUACCGCAGCGAACGUUUUUCUCAAACUUGAUGUUAGAGACAUUCUGCAAAAAACCCAACCUGCAUGUAACCGAGCGAAUUGGAUAUUACACCACACAAACGGACGAGGCUCUUUUUUCCAUUUUCAUAGGAUGUAAGCGUAUCUAGAGAAGUAGAGAUGAAAGCACUUAGCGCGUCAUGCAUCUAUAAAAAGUAAUAUCACCGAGUGCUCAUGUACGGAAACCUGUUCUCAGCAGAUAUUAGCUUUCAUAGUCCAACAUAAAACUUUGGUACGAGUGCAUAACACAAGUAAUGUUACUUUACUACUGUUAUGUGUUAUGUGGAACUUUGACCAACCAAAACUGAAUCAAAUCGUAACGCUUCAAUAAACCAAAUUGCAGCGACUGCUCUAAUUUGCGUCAUUCUUAUGCAGAGAAAUUUUUACCGGUAGUAUUUAGAACAGUCAACACUGAUCGAAGGUAAAUGACAUCGAUGAAAUUCUUCCUCUUGAUAUUGAAGCCCUUCUUUUGUAAUAAAGUGUUUCUGUUUCGGUGACCACGAGGGCAGAAAUUUUGAGAAACUAGAAGUUACUGAGGAAACAAUGUAAUUGGCAAAAUAUUCGCCCGGACAACUCAGUCCUGUGACUCGACGAGCUGAUAUUUGUCAUUUGUAGUAGGAGGGAUCUUGAUGAAGUCUUUUUCGCUCUGGUGAAAUUUUGAGAACAAACAAGGAAUGGAAAAGCCUAAUCUUAGAAUGGCCAUGCGCGACAUCCGUACAUUUUAGUUUUCCAGCGUAUCACCGAGGACCCAGGUGCUACAGACUAGCAUGCAGGCAAAUAUACGUAAAAAGAGACUUUUGACUGUUGCUGUUUUUCUCUUGCCAGCUCCAAAGCCUGCUUAUUGAAUAUCAUGAUAACUUAAUAUACAAAUAUUUCAUGGAUUUGACCAGUAACUUUGAGAAAACUAAAAUGAAGGCUCUGUUCACGCAAAUAGAUGAAACUUAGUUUCAGCAAUAGUUCAGAUACAGUGUAUUUAUACUGUUCGAAUUUAUUUAACUGGAUCAAGAUCGAAGUUAUAGUGGCAAAAUACCUACUUGUCUAUUUUUAUCGACAAGAACAUCGGCCGUAACAACAAAGAAAUUUUCACAUGCUCUUAUUUUAGCAUGCACAUCCUAGCCUUGAUUGCUAAACGUUCGACUAACAUUAUCUUGAGUGGGCGGCAAAUAAAAGCUACAGGCUUUCACGGCGCUCGUACAUGAUCUGGAUUAAUGCCAAUCUUGACUGAUUCGACCCACUAGGCCUCAGCAUCCUAUGCAAACUUCCUGAUUACCUAAACCUGUAUCUGUCAGUUGGCGGAGGGCGCAAGAAAAUGGCAUGGUUCUUUUUAGUUUUUAACGUAAUUACGAUGCUAAGGCAUGUUAAAGACACGGUCUCUAGCAGUGAAUGCUGGAGGAUAACUUGGUUCUUUAGUCUUGGAGUUUUAGAUACUUCAUUUGAGUACUGAGCAUGUGCAGUGAGAUAGUUUAUCAAUGUUUUCUACUGAGCUACCUGCAAGAUUGUAAAAACUGUUGAUCUUACAAGGUAUUCGGACCACAUGGAUAAUGUAAGUCACCCACUUUCUGUGGACUAAGUCAUCUAGGAUUAAUACUAUUUCACAUAUCAAUCUAGAGUAAAACUGAGGAGAAAACUAGUGUUAUUUUCGCACUUUAAUAGGAAAAUGAUCCAACCAUGUCAAGAAUCUUGGAAAAAGGCACGUCAUCAUAAGCGAAGUCCGACAUGAUUUAUUAAAACCUCUCUGGCCCUCAUAUUGACGUUGAAAGGAAGUGCAUCAACAUUGCAGACUAUUAAUGGAAACAUUUUUAUUUCCUGCUUAUUGAGCACUAAAAUUUGAAAUAUCGGUAACAGUUUCUUUCUUCCCAAUCACGGGGCCUAAGUCGAGAGAUGCCACCCUUGAGCUCAGUUCAAAUUUUUUUUUUUUAAAAAAAGACCACUGUAGGACAUCAGGUACGGAAAAGUCAAAUGUUCUUUUGAUUUUGACUACAUCCAAGUAAAACAACCUGAACCACAAAUUUCUCCAGCCACUUACGUCCGUAUUGCUCGCACUUUGUGGUAUCGUGAGAGGUGACAGGAAGGCUAUGGAACUUGAGACACAUCACAUAUACCAGCACAUACGACAACCGUUCUUUUCCUUCCUUCCUUCUGAGCGAUUAAGUUUAAUGGAGAAUCUCUCCAUUGCUAAUUAGAAACUCCUAACGUUACAUUCACAGAGGAAAUAAAUACCCUCCAAUUUAAUAGCAUUUACUUAAGCAUAAAAUUUUUGGUGAUAUUGUGGUCUUGUUAUUCCCAUCUACGUCAAUGAAUCGUACCAAUCAUGUAUUUACUUAUGUUUUGAGCCCAAUUUCGUAGGUGUUUCUUGGAAAACAAUUUGUGAUGGUCCAAAAAUAAACAUCUGAAACAUCCUCUGAGACAGACGUUUCUAAUAUUCCACCAUCAUUGUCGUGAAACAAUUUUCGUAGAAGCCAUAUUGACUCGCUAUCAUAAGUGUCUCACAGAAAAAAAGAGACCAUUUUCUACUCCAACCAUUAUUGUACACCAACAUGUAAAUCACAGAAAACUUGAAGUUGUUACGAUAGUAAAACCAAGACGACAUGACAAACAUUCGCAAACGUUUCAGAAACUAUUGGUCAGCAAUCUAAUAUUUUUGGAGAGUGGUCAUGCGAGUGGUCAUCAAAAGCAUGGAUACUCGCGCCAUUCAAGAGCCACUUUUUAAUCUCUUUCAAUUCGGCUCAAUAUAUGAAUGAAUUUCUUUGUUAAAAAGAUAUUGCUCUAUUCUUUCAAAAUUCUCUUCCACGUAGACAAUCAGACCACCCCAUUCAAGUGCUAUUUUGGAAUUUUUCGAACAGCAUAAAAAGGGAGGGAGUUUGAGCAAAAGGUACAUCGUCCGAUAGCGGUACAACCAUGGCUAGAGUUCUUCGCUUCCUCGCUGUUUUACUGGCAGCUAUAGCUGUCGUAAAUGCCGAAACCUUCGAAGAUAAUGCUGAUAAUCCUGAAGAGGUAGCAGCAGAAUCUGAGCUUCUAAACUUAAAUGAAGGUUUAGAAAACCUUUCUGAUCAAGUAGAGUACAAAGGUAUGAAAAUGGAUCUUUUCUUAAAAAAUUUCUUUGAAAUGAUAAGAAAGUAACUUAAUUCAGUCUCCCACGAAUGUGCUUCCGAGACGAAUGAUUUCUCAUUAGUUUUUAUUUCACGAACUAUCUACAGUAUUUUAAUUUUUUGUGUGAUAAAAAAUUAAACUGUUCCAAGCUUAUAAAUGUGGGAGGUGGGUGCACCAAAAAAAAAUAUUCAAUGGAUGAAUUUUAAUUUUUUAUAUCGACAAGAUGUAUAUCCUACAGUGUGAUCUGUGCGAAAUAUGGAGUCAAAAGAGCAACCUUAAUUUCAAUUUGAGGUUUUUCUUCGAGUUUUGCGAGGCUUAUUUUUGUACUCUUUACUUCUUUACAUCUGUUCCCCCGUUUUUAUCAUCUCACUGGACAUGAUGUACAGUUCCUGAUUUUUAGUCAAUAUGAUCGCAACAGUUUUUCCUUUGAAGAACUUUCUCUCUAGCCUCAAGCCUUCCUUUUCGAAUGAAUAUAUAUCUUACUAAAUUUAAGUUAACGUGUAUGUAUGCUACACAAUGUCUAGGAAUGAUGGAAUAACCUCGACCACAAGUUUCUCAAAUGAAAAUGAUUCAACAUUUCAUAAUCAAAUCACUCAAUCAAUUAAUGAGUUAAUCGGUUAAGAGUGCAACCAAUCAGUCCGUCAAUCAGUCAUUCAGUCACUCAUCCAUGUUAACAACUUAAUACUCUUUCAGCCGAGGACAGCGAAGAAACGGAAGAAGAACAGCCAGAAGAUGCUCCUAUAGAACAAGACACCGUGAAAGAAGAAACUUCAUACGAGGCAGCUGAGGAGGAGAAUGACCCAGGUGGGGCAAAACACCUUUCUAAAACUAAAGCAUGAAGUAAGCUUACAAGAUGUUGAAACUAUUCUCUUGAUAGGAGAAAUGAUUCAUUUUUCCGAUUGCAUCAUGCCACUGAAUUUUCUCUUCGAUCACUAAGUUUAAAAUGUACCAUUUUACUUCGUUUCUAUCAAUCAUUCAAUCAGUGAUUUCCAUAAAUAUGUCUAAGACCACGAAUGUCCUGUAGCUCACGAGAAGAGUUUAUGAAUUGCAAUACGCCUAAUUUCCGGUUGGAGAACUGGGAUUUAAGGAAGAGAAUUUCAUGGAAUAAUUUGCUAGAAACUCGAUUCGAUCAGCUAAUUUUUUGGCAAUAUUUUCCAUUUUCUGCAGAGGAGGAUGCCCAAGAAGACUAUCCACAAGAUGACGAUGAAAUAGAGCAUAACAUGGGUAGAAAAUUAUUUUACUAACAGUUGCCAAUACCGCGAAAUUACAGACGAAAUGUAAAAUAAUAUUGACAGCCAAUACAACAUUCAGCGGAAGAAAAUAAAUAGUUUGUUUCCGAAUGUACUAAUUCAUCUUCAUCCGAGUGAUCAAUUUCCUAUCAAAAUUGCUAACACGAAUGACAAUUUGUAAUUCUAAAAGCUGUUUGUUUCAGACCCAAGGUAUCUGAUCCAUUUGACAUGAUUGGUUCAAAUUGACCCAGUAUCUUUUAUGUAAUGAAUCAGGACUGUCCAUUAAUAUAAACCCGAUUCCCUUUGCAAGUAAAAGAAAUACAGCAACGAACUGGUGCUUUCAAAAUAGUACAGUAAACCUCGUACCUAAAUUAACAAAGUGGAAAAUGAAGAGUUUCUCAUCAGUUUCUUCAUCCCUAAAUGAGUAAUUGAGUACUGUAUCUAUAUCUUUUAAAGAACAACUAUAUAUUUCCGAGACAAUAGUACAAUUUAAGGAUUUGGUAUUCUAGUCCAGAAACAAUUCGAUAUAUUGUGGAUGAAUAAUAAUUUUUUCUUGAAUUCCCAACAGAAAACAGUGAAGAAGACGAGGAAUUGGAAGAAGAGCAAGAUGAGGACUAUUCAGGUAAAAUUUAUAAUUUAAAUAUGUAUCUUCACUAUUUCUGAACCGCACCAGUUACUUUACUCCUUCUUGAACAAUAAUUGUUUGCAUAACGAACCACCCGCUCCUUCUUCGUUUCAUUAGAUUCAGACCGAGAAGAGGGUUUCUUAGACAUGCCAAGAGAAGACGUUACUUGUGGUAAACAUUUCUUAAGUCUGACAAAAAAAUGUUGCAAUGGCAAAGUGGUCCCAAAGAAAUUCAAAUGCCUUAGUCUUCCCCUGAAGUGUGGUUGGCGUCGCUACAACCCAAAGACCCACCGAUGCUGUUACCUCGGAAAAUUGCGUAAAGUCGUUCUACGAUAUGCAACCUGCCCUAGUCCUCCCCUAACGUGUGGUUUGCGUCGCUACAACCCAAAGACCCACCGAUGCUGUUACCUCGGAAAAUUGCGUAAAGUCGUUCCACGAUAUGCAACCUGCCCCAGACCUCCCCUAACGUGUGGUUUGCGUCGCUACAACCCAAACACCCACCGAUGCUGUUACCUCGGCAAAUUGCGUAAAGUCGUUCCACGAUAUGCAAUCUGCCCUAGUCCUCCCCUAACGUGUGGUUUGCGUCGCUACAACCCAAAGACCCACCGAUGCUGUUACCUCGGAAAAUUGCGUAAAGUCGUUCCACGAUAUGCAACCUGCCCUAGACCUCCCCUAACGUGUGGUUUGCGUCGCUACAACCCAAACACCCACCGAUGCUGUUACCUCGGAAAAUUGCGUAAAGUCGUUCCACGAUAUGCAAUCUGCCCUAGUCCUCCCCUAACGUGUGGUUUGCGUCGCUACAACCCAAAGACCCACCGAUGCUGUUACCUCGGAAAAUUGCGUAAAGUCGUUCCACGAUAUGCAACCUGCCCUAGACCUCCCCUAACGUGUGGUUUGCGUCGCUACAACCCAAAGACCCACAAAUGU